CAGAAUCCAGUAAAAAAUUUGAAUAGUUUUUUGUUGUGAAACACAGCUUAUAGAUUCAGUAUGGUCAGCUGUUUACAAUAACCUCAAAAUUAUCUAAAAUGCUCCGCUUACUGUUGCGACAAUUUGGGAAUACUCCAGUUAAUUACACACACUCGAAUAAGCGUUUAGCAGUACAAAGAUGGAUCCACACUACAAACAAAAUGCUUCAUGGAGAAUACGAGUGGCAAGAUCCCAAAUCGAAAGAUGAAAUUGUAAAUGUUACUUAUAUUGACAAAGAUGGGAAUCGAACGGAAGUCAAAGGAAAGGUAGGAGAUAAUGUACUGUACUUGGCCCACCGCCACGGCAUUGAGAUGGAAGGUGCUUGUGAGGCAUCAUUAGCAUGUACGACUUGUCACGUCUAUGUAAGCGGAAAAUAUUACGACUACUUACCUGAAGCGGAAGAGAAAGAAGAUGACUUACUAGAUAUGGCGCCAUUCCUUAGAGAAAACUCACGACUUGGCUGUCAAAUUGUUUUAACAAAAGAGCUGGACGGUAUAGAAUUACAGUUGCCAAACGCGACAAGAAACUUCUAUGUGGAUGGCCACAAACCGAAACCGCAUUGAUCAUUUGAUCAGCAUAAAGAUUAGACCAAAGCAAAUCUUAUGUAUGACUCAAUGUAUUGUAAGAUAAAGCAUAUGUGUACACAUACAUACAUAUGUAUCUGUGCUUUUUUCUAAGAACGUUAUUGUAAAGCAUCGUUAUAUUAUAUGGUAAAUAUUCUAUAAAUAAAGUUUAAAAGUUGAAAAUUCUGAUGCUUUACGUCAAUGAUUUUAGAAAGGCAAUAUCCACGCAAAUAUGGGUGUGUUCAGAAAUGCAUCAAGACAAAGCAUCAGUCUCUUUCAUUUUUAAAUUAUAAUUUAUGGAAAUUCCUUAUUAACAGAACUAAGUUCCAACGCUCAAUGUAACCGUGGUUGCGCGUAUUGGACAUUUCCAACAAUUGCGGUAUAGAAAUAAAAGCCUGAUGUUUUGGCUUGAUGCACGUCUGAACGCACCCUAUAUACGGAACUAAUAAACUUUAACGCUAUGUCAAUAUCCAAGUUUUCUUUGUAUGUUCUUUAUUCAAUUUAAGGGAUUUCCACUUCACUUAAAUAAGUUAUCUGCUAAAAAAAUGGUGCCACAAAGCUCACACGUUACAAAAAAAAAAAAAA
Molecule: messenger RNA, 1187 nt
Organism: Rhagoletis pomonella (apple maggot)
Lineage: Eukaryota; Metazoa; Arthropoda; Insecta; Diptera; Tephritidae
Product: adrenodoxin-like protein 1, mitochondrial
Exons: 4
Coding region: 99-602 (167 amino acids)
Biological process (GO): positive regulation of oxidoreductase activity; P450-containing electron transport chain
Cellular component (GO): mitochondrion
Molecular function (GO): 2 iron, 2 sulfur cluster binding
Source: RefSeq, a predicted model, not a curated record